Molecule: messenger RNA, 3051 nt
Organism: Leucoraja erinaceus (little skate)
Lineage: Eukaryota; Metazoa; Chordata; Chondrichthyes; Rajiformes; Rajidae
Product: vascular endothelial growth factor A-like
Exons: 7
Coding region: 447-974 (175 amino acids)
Biological process (GO): positive regulation of angiogenesis; positive regulation of endothelial cell proliferation; positive regulation of mast cell chemotaxis
Cellular component (GO): membrane
Molecular function (GO): growth factor activity; chemoattractant activity; vascular endothelial growth factor receptor binding
Source: RefSeq, a predicted model, not a curated record
CUCGGGGGCGCGCCGGGAAUCCCGUGACUCGGGAGCGCGCCCAAGAUGUGAAAAAGCCAUGAAAGGUUCUGCUAUAGGAUCUUUGGUUUCAGUGAAGCGGCUGGGCUGUGGGGAAGAGAGUGUCUGAGACCGGGUGGGGAGAGAGAGAGUGACAGGGAGCCGGGGACAGCAACAGUAACCAUGCUGUGAAUAUCCCUGCCUGACACUCUGUAUCCGUCUGUGUUGCCAUUUACACUCAGACCGCGUCUUUGUUGCAACUCCACCCCUUGUCUGUUACACUGUUUAUCUAGUCUGUAUCUCUCUGUCUCUCUCACACACACACACACACGCGCGCCUCUGCCGCCCAGUUCCUGACUCUCUCUCCCUGUUCAUUCACUGAUCUCUGGAGGGAUUUCUCCCCUGGUCGGAACCCCCCCCCCCUCUCUCUGUCUCCCCCCGCGGCUCCCAUGAAGGGUCCAGGGACACGGCAGCGAUGCGCCAGGUCGCCUCUCCGCCCCGUUCUGCUACCGAUACCGUUACUGCUACUGUCCGUGUGCCAGCUGUCCAGCCAGGCUCCAGGAGUCAUGCCGUUUGAGGAGGUGUGGAACCGGAGCUACUGCCGCACCAUCGAGGUGCUGGUGGAGGUUGUGCGGGAGUUUCCCACCGAGUCCGAGUGGAUCUUCAAGCCCUCCUGCGUCCCCCUCCUGCGCUGCGCUGGCUGCUGCGGGGACGAGAAGCUGCGAUGUACAGCACGGGACGUGUACAACAUCACCUUACAGGUCAUUAAGUUAAAGCCUUUGGAGCAGGUGACCAGGCCCGAGGAGAUGACCUUCAUGGAGCACAGUAGCUGUGAAUGCCGACCAAGGCGGAAACGAUUGAAAGGUGACAGGAGAAGCGGCAAGAGGAGAGGUCAACGGAAGAGGAUCAAGCUAGACGAUGAGCCUGCACACAACCAAUGCCCCACAGUGCGGAGAAAACGACCCCAGACAGCGUGAAAGAAGGGGGUCGUUGAUGGACACGGGGGCCGGUGAACCGAGAUACCGUCUAAACCGCGGGGAGACUUUGAGAAGGAAGUGUGUCGGUGCCAAUAAAGAGUGGUGAUGGCUUCCGUCUGCUGCAGAGGGAGGGGGAGGGGGGGAGGGGUUGGGGACUGUGGGGAAUGAUCCUUGUACUUCCUGAUGUGGCUAUCCUCAGUGAAUGGGAGCCCUCUCGCAGAGAAAGUGGGGAGGGGAGAGGAGGAGGAGGAUAGCAAUCCGGACCGGGACCCUCUUACAAACUUUCAAAACAGUGGCUUCACCCCACACCCAGAGCCGCUCCUAUCCAUCAGUUUCAGUGUAAACACUGGCCAGCGGUAGAUUUGCCGCCUCACAGCGCCAGAGACCCGGGUUCGAUCCUGACCACAGAUGCUGUCUGCACGGAGUUUGUACAUUCUCCCCGUGACCUGCGUGGGUUUUCUCCGGGUGCUCCGGUUUCCUCCCACACUCCAAAGACGUGCAGGUUUUUAGGUUAAUUGGCUUCGGUAAAUUGUCCCUAGUGUGUGUAGGAUAGCGUUAAUGUGUGGGGAUCGCUGGUCGGCGCGGGCUCGGUGGGCCAAAGGGCCUGUUUCCAAGAACCCCAACAGCCCUUUCUGGUUUGGCAGAGAUUCACUUGCACCUCCUCCAAACUCAUCCACUGCAUCCACUGUUCAAGAUGUGGACUCUGAUACAUCGGCGAGACCAAACCGAGACUGGGCGAUCGUUUCGCUGAACACAUUCACCUAGUCAGCCUGUCCAUUGAUUUGCCUAACUUCAAGUAACCCUUGCAUAUCUUGGUAUCUGGGUGUCCGCUGAUCAGUGUGGGCUCGGUGGGUCGAAGGGCCUGUUUCCCUGCUGUAUCUCUAAACUAAACUAAACCCAGACCGCUUGCGUUUCCUCCGGGUGCUCCGGUUUCCUCCCGCAUCCCAAAGAUGUACCGUUAAUUGGCUUCUGCAAAUUGUCCUUAGUGUGUAGGGAGUGGUUUAGAAAGUGGGGUAACAUAUAAAAAGUGUGAUCAGUGGUCAGCAUGGAGUGAAAGGCCAGUUUCCAUGCUAAAACUGAAGAUUCAGGCAGCUUUCAGUGCCGAAAGACAGGGUUAAUGUUUCAGGUCUGCUCCAGUUUCGUAAGAACAGAUUAGUAAUAUGAGGAGCCAGGAGACAGACUAGCCUUAUCACUGCAGACACUUAAUCCAUGCAGGGCCAUCAGACCAGUGUGUACUGAUCUGCCCUGUUGUUGAUGCUGGGCGAUAGUACAACACUGGCCUUCCAUUCUAGCUCGUGUUUCCUGUUGUGACUAGGAUGAAGUAAUUCCCCAACUAAUGGAAGUAUCUGUAGAUAUCGGAGUCAUCUGCGCUUUUAUCCUUAUCUAGACCACUCGUCUGCUCCUGCAUGUGUCUGCCCGCAAGUUAAUGUUUGAUGUUACUUUGCCGACCGACCGUAUCUCAUCUCAUUCCUCCUGAGAGCCUGGCUUAGAUCCAGCGCUGAGGUGGGACUCGUGGAUUCAAACCCUGCACCAGACUGUAGGGCAAUAAUCGCCUACUUUAGGGAACUCUCACACACAUAAUGCAGCACAGUGGCGCAGCCGAUAGAGCCACUGCUUCACAGCGCCAGGGACCUGGGUUCGAUCCUGACCUCGGGUGCUGUCUGUGUGGAGUUUGCACGUUCUUCCUGUGACCUCGCCAAUUCCCUCCGCGUGCUCUGAUUUCCUCCCACAUUCCCAGAGAUGUGCGGGCUUGUAGAUUAAUUGGCCCUCUGUAAAUUGCUCCUAGUGUGUAGGGAGUGGAUGAUAAAUCUAGUGUGAAUGGGUGAUCGACAGUCAGCGUGGACCCGAUGGGCCGAAGGGCCUGUUUCCAUGCUGUAUCUCUAAACUAACUGUGGACAUCUGUGGGACACGGGAACUAAUUCUAUACCCUGAUUCCACUGCAGAAACUAAUUAUAAAACAAAUGUUUUGACUUUUGUGAAUUAUUGUUUAAAAUGGGGGGAAUAAUCUGAAGUUUAAUGUAUAAAAUGUACCAACUGUUUAUUAUUCUGAAUAAUUAAAAUAUGUGAUUUUAAUUGU